This is a messenger RNA of Cryptomeria japonica (Japanese cedar), 3190 nucleotides long. RefSeq names its product pentatricopeptide repeat-containing protein At4g39530. Bases 108 to 2348 code for a protein of 746 amino acids. The record is from RefSeq and is a predicted model, not a curated record. Gene Ontology annotation, biological process: RNA modification. Gene Ontology annotation, molecular function: RNA binding; protein binding. Lineage: Eukaryota; Viridiplantae; Streptophyta; Pinopsida; Cupressales; Cupressaceae. The transcript has 4 exons.
AAUUUUUACAUACAUAGUCUCCUCAGAACCCACGGAAUUUUAACAUUAGGGGGAUAUUGUCACACACUUCGCAUACAAAACGAUCAACAUAAUCAACUUACAGUGCAAUGAUUAGAAUUAAACAUCUGAAAUCCUCAUUGCGCCGUCUCCACACAACGAACGGUCCUGUAAGCUCUUCCGACUAUGCCCGCAUGUUAAAAGACUGUGCAAAAAACAGGUCUCUUUUGAAUGGAAAACUCUUACAUGCUCAGAUCAUUAUCAGUUCAGGAUUUGAAAGCAUAAAUACCUAUGUGCAAAACAAUCUUCUCUCCAUGUACGCCAAGUGCCAGUGCCCGGUAGAGGCACGAAGAGUCUUCGAAGAAAUGCCCUGCAGAGACGUUGUCACAUGGACUGCUAUGAUUGGAGCUUAUGCCAGGGCAGGGAAUGGUGUAGAGGCGUUGAAUUUGUUUACUCGAAUGAGAGAGAAAAGCUCAAUCAAACCCAAUGAAUUCACGUGUGCAAGUGUUUUGCCGGCAGUGACCAGCUUGGGAGCGAUUGAAGAGGGGAAGAGAAUACAUGAAGAGGUGAUUAGGGGUUAUUAUGAGUCGGAUGCCUUUGUGGGGAGUGCUCUUAUUGAUAUGUAUGUGAAAUGUGGAAGCUUGGAUGAUGCACGCGAUGUGUUUGAUAAAAUGCCUCAACGAGAUGUGGUUUUAUGGAAUGUGAUGAUCGAAGGAUAUGUAAACCGUGGGGUUGUGAAUGAGGCACUGAAACUAUUUUGUGGAAUGCAGGAAGUGGGUGUGGAGCCUGAUGCGGUCACGUUUUCAAUCAUUGUUCCGGCUUGCACAAGUUUGGAAAUGCUCCAAGAGAUGCAUGGAGAUAUAAGGAAGAGAGUUUUAGUGUCUAAUGUGUUUGUAGGUAAUGCGCUUGUAGAUAUGUAUGCAAAAUAUGGGAAUGUAGAUGCUGCACGCAAAGUGUUUAAUGAGAUGCCUGAACAGAAUGUGAUCUUGUGGAAUAUGAUGAUUAGGGGGUAUGUACAGAAUCACUGUCUGAAUAAGGCUCUGGAACUGUUUGAUAGAAUGCCAGAGAAAGAUGUGGUGUCGUGUAAUGCCGUGAUCGCUGGAUAUGCAGAGCAUGGCCAUUUUGAUGAGGCACAGAAGCUUUUUGGCAAAAUGCCCAAAAGGGAUGUGGUCUCAUGGAAUACAAUGAUUACAGCUUCCAUCAAGCAUGGACAGGAUGAGGCUGCAUUGACAUUGUUUUACGAAAUGCUGCUCACGGACACCCGGCCAAAUCCAUUCACAUUUGCCAGCAUUCUACCAGCAUGUGUCAAUUUGGCAAGUCUGGAACAUGGCAAGAAGAUACACGAAGAAAUCAAUAGAGCUGGAUUUCAGUUUGAUGUUUUUGUGGGGAGUGCUCUUGUGGACAUGUAUGUAAAGUGCAAGAGUGUAGAGGACGCAUGCACUGUGUUUGAAAAAAUACCCGAAAAAAAUGUUGUAACCUGGACUGCAAUGAUUUCAGGGUAUGCACAGAAUGGGCAGAAUGAGGAUGCCAUGGAUCUUUUUCGAGAAAUGCAACUUGCAGGAUUGAAGCCAGACCCUAAAGCUUUUGCUGUUGUCAUCCCAGUAUGUGCUAACUUGGCAGCUCUCGAACAAGGCAAAGAGGUCCAUGAAUUUGUUUUAAGGAGUGGGUUGCUGUCCAAUGUUUUUAUCAGCAGCGGUCUUGUAGACAUGUAUGCUAAAUGUGGGAACAUAGAGGAUGCACGCAGUAUAUUUGACAAAAUGCCUCAUCGUGGCGUGGUCUCGUGGAAUGUGAUGAUCGUGGGAUAUGCCAUGCAUGGCUUUGACACGGAAGCCCUUAAAAUUUUCGAUCAGAUGGAGCAAUCUGGCAUCGACCCAGAUCAUGUCACUUUUGUUGGUGUUCUGUCCGCAUGCUGCCAUGCAGGUCUAGUGGACAAAGGAUGGCAUUAUUUCAAAUGCAUGAGGGAUUAUUAUCAGAUCACACCUACAAUGCGGAUUUACGGCUGCAUGGUUGAUCUUCUUGGCCGUGCUGGGAAUCUUGUUGAGGCUAAAAACUUCAUCAAGGAAAUGCCAAUAAUUCCAGACGCUUCAAUAUGGAAGUCUUUCCUUGGUGCUUGUAGAAUACAUGCCGAUGUAGGUCUAGGGGAAUUUGCAGCAGAACACCUUUUUCAGUUGGACUCUAAAAAUCCAGCAUCUUAUGUGCUGCUAUCAAAUAUCUAUGCACAAGCUGGAAGGUGGGAUGGCAUUGAAAAAGUGCGGAAAAUGAUGAAAGAUAAGGGCGUAUUAAAGAAACCUGGAUGCAGUUGGAUCGAGGUGAAUAAUCAGGCACAUGCAUUCCUAGCAGGAGACAGAUAGAACUCACAGAAGAGAUUAAAGAAAAUUGGAUGGAUUGGCCGAGCAAGUGGAGGUAGCAAGUUAUGUUCUGUAUUCAAAUAUUGCCCUGAAUUAUGCAUUACAAGGUGUACAAGGAACCUGUUCUUUUAACUUGUUACCAGCUGGAAAGCUUGCAAUUGCCUUGGACUUAUUAGAAUGAUUUUAGAGAAUUUAAACGAUGGUGACCGCCACUCUGUAAUCAGUUCAUGUCCCAGAUGGGAGCAUGGGAGUAGUUAUGAACGAUGUUCUCAUUUCCACAGUUCUACAGAAGAAUGAAGUAGUUGCAGAGAUUAUCGGUGGAAACGGUGAAAAAGUGGUUUCCUUUCGCUGCUGCAGAUUGAAAUUGAACGUCUACAUCUCCUGAGGGAUACAAUGCAUGGUGAUAAAUUUGGAGAAUUGUCUCUCAUGGUCUGCCUUUCAACACUGAAAAAAUUGUAGGCAAUGUGCAACAUCACCGAUGAUUUAUUUUCCAGUAGAAGGCAUAGAAUCCUUGUUAACUAUUUGUCCCUCGGCACCACGUAUGGAACGUUUUUGAAGGCACUGAUGGAUUAAAGGAAAAAGAGAACCAAAAUUAAUUUUUGUAUAUUUUGUGAAAGCAGUUCCGUAUGUUGACUGGAAGAUACUAUUCAUGGAAUAUUUUUAUAAUGUUGAGAUUGUACAAUAAGAAUGUAUCUAAAUUUCAUUGCAUAAUUGAAUUUCAAAGAAGUAGCCAAAGCGAUGAAAUUCUGUAUCUCCAUUGCGGAAGGCACCAAGAGGCAAUCCUGAAUCUUCAUUGUGGAAGACACUAAGAGGCAAUCAAAGUAACAAAGUAAUCUAAGCUUUUA